CAAAAACCAAGUUCCCUAAUGCGACAAAUUCUGUGUUACUCAGAUUAUAUAUCUUGUACAACACCAAGAGGUCUUGUAGGUGUUCUUCCAAGAGGCCCAAUUAUUUUUGCAUUUAUGCUUUUUUCUGGGUCUGUAUCGGAUAAGGAGAUUACAGUAAAAAGCUUUUGCUAUGUGGUAAACUUCAGGAAGGGGACGGCAUAA
This is a messenger RNA of Lottia gigantea (owl limpet), 201 nucleotides long. RefSeq lists its product as hypothetical. The record is from RefSeq and is a predicted model, not a curated record. The transcript has a single exon. The annotation marks the transcript as partial. NCBI's taxonomy places the organism in Eukaryota, Metazoa, Mollusca, Gastropoda, Lottiidae.